Octopus bimaculoides (California two-spot octopus) is the source of this 4216-nucleotide messenger RNA. Its product is annotated as neuropeptide S receptor. The record is from RefSeq and is a predicted model, not a curated record. Gene Ontology annotation, cellular component: plasma membrane. Gene Ontology annotation, molecular function: peptide binding; G protein-coupled receptor activity. Lineage: Eukaryota; Metazoa; Mollusca; Cephalopoda; Octopoda; Octopodidae. Gene Ontology annotation, biological process: cellular response to hormone stimulus; G protein-coupled receptor signaling pathway.
GUGAGUGGAGUUUGUAAAACAGCAUAAGAGUAGAGAUGUGAGUAUGUAGAUGAUGUGUGUGGUUUACGUGUCGGGUUAAUAUAUGUGGAGGAUUGAGUGGACAUGUAUACGGAAUGCGAUUCCGAUAAACCACUGGAGCGAGCUUGCAACACGUAAACAGAUUUAUGUUCAUGUAUUACAUGUAAGGAAUCACAUCCUACUGGAUAUCCUUCCGUUCCUGGCAGGAUUUCAUCUAAGAAAUAUUAGCGAAGUAAAAAAGAAAAAAAAGUAUUAUUUUAAAAAGUAAUUUUUUUUUUUCUUUUCAAAAGGCGAGCUGUACUUAACUAUGGUGCCUGUCGACAAGAUAAGAAUGUGAGAUAGUUAGAGAGAGUUUAAGGUGUCGAACAGAGAAGUACAUGCUUGGCGGAGGCGUACUGUGACUGCUCCGUUCGGUAGACCAACUCGCAAACAAUUCAGCUGAGUCGUAUCACCGUAUGUCUACCUUAUUCGUGUCUAAGGAGGUUUUAAUUGCAUUUAAAAAGAAAGACACGCUCAAAAAUUGAAACUAGGGACAGAAUUUUGAAAUGAAAGACUUCCACAGAAAUCUUAUAUUGAAAUUUCUGCGAAUACAUUAAGCGUUCCUUUCUGCAACCGUAACUAUGUCUCACUACUACUAUUUGGGGAUCUACCAUGCAACGUCUCCACCUGCCAGUUGAGGUAACUGAAAUCAAAUGAACACAACACCUGCAGCGAUGCUAGCGGCAUAAAAAUGUUGAACUCUUCGUGAUUCAACGACUUCCAAUUUCUCUCACAAGAAACCUUCUACGGAUAUAAAGUCACUACAACACAAUGGUUAAGACAGUGCAUCUCUCAAAAAUGUGUUUACAACACCUAUUAUUCUUAUAGAAUGUCUAGCGCCGUGUAACUAAUAUAACACAACGAUCGCAAUAGAACUAUCAAAAUUCACUUCAUAUUCCAACUUUUUCUUUUCCUCAAAUAAUUCACCAUCAUUGCUGAAUUAAUAAUUUCAUCCAAUUUCAAUAUUAAAGAUUGCUUGAUACAUUUGCGAUAUGGAUCAUAUUAGGACGUAAUACACACACACACACAAAUAUAUGUAGUGAGAUUAUAUAUAUACAUAUGUAUAUAUGCAUGCAUGCAUGUGCAAAAUAUGUACGCACUACAUAAUAAUGCUUUAAUUUCAUAAAGAUAACUUCACGGUAACUGUUGAGAAUUUAAACAUUGAAAUCUGUUGGUAAUUCAUUGACAAGAAAGAUGCAUAUAUUUGAAGUUUCCACAGAGUUUAACCUCAAAAACGGUUCCGGUUUCGAUAUGAAUGAAAGCUCCUAUGAAACUGAUAUUAAAUCUCCUGCUUGGACAGCAGACAUAGUGGAAAGGAUUAUGUCCGUAGCUAUCAUCAUGAUUGCAACGAUUGUUGGAAACCUAACUUUAAUCGCAGCCAUAUUCUGGAAACGUUCUCGUCUUGUAAAAAGAGUAAAUAUAUUUCUUGUGAACUUAGCUAUUGGCGAUUUGACAGUCGCAAUGAUUACAAUGACCACAGAAAUACUUUUUAUUGCAUUCGGAGAAUGGAUAUUAGGAGAAGUCGUCUGUAAGAUCAGCGUCUAUCUGCAAAUUGUAACAUUGGCAAGUACAACAUUUCUGAUGACUGGAAUGAGUAUAGAUCGAUACCAGGUGAUUGUCAAACCUCUGCAGUCCCUGAGAAAACGUCCAAAGAUCCGAACGAAAGUUAUUCUAGCCUGGGUGAUGGCGUUUAUAUUCGCACUUCCACAGCUCUUGAUUUUUGUCCAAGUAAAGGAAACAAAAUCUGAUGGCAGCACGCAGAUGAAAUGUGUCAGUAAAGGUUAUACAGACGAAUGGCAACGCAAAGUGUACUUCACCUUUCUCACGGCAUACAUUUUGGUCGUACCAGGAGCAGUGAUGUUUUAUUGUUACUCGAAUAUAACACGUGUUGUGUGGAGCAGAGCAAACCAUAUACCACAAAUAACCUAUAACAACAAAUCUAUACAAACGACGAACCGCAUUUCGAUAAACCAGUCUCUUGUUUCGGCCUCCAAACGGCGCGUAGUCACAAUGACUUUGACUGUGAUUAUUGGUUUUCUAACAUGUCUCACCCCAUAUUUCAUAGUGAACCUCAUUAGAAUAUACAGUAACUACACCAUAGGUAUGAAGAAAUCACUGCACGUUUCCGAAGCCAUCUUUAUGACACACAGUGCUCUCAACCCGAUUCUUUAUGGGAUAUUUUCAUUACGAAUGGAACAUUUCUACAGAGUAAUUAACGUCUGCUUAUGCUUUAUACCAGUGAAGAGCGUCAUAGAAAGGGACACAAGCGUGGACAGUCUAGGUCAUAUGAACACUUUAAGUAUGUUACAGAUUAGGUUUUCACGACUAGGAAACAGAAACGCUGUUCAAAGUAUAAAUCAAAAGAAACAAUCGUUCCAGAGGAAAAGUUUUCUGCGAAAGAACGUCGGUCAUGCAAUUAAGACUACGUUUCAUCCGAAAUCAAAUUCAGUUCAAACAACUUUAGACAAUACAAACCUGCGUCCGGUGAGUGGGCUAUCGCCUAAUGUUUAGACCUGCUUCAAAAUGGCAAAAACUAAAAAAUGGAACCAAACAGAUAUAUCCCUCACCUGUCUUCGUCUUUGGUUUUCUGUACAUACACGUACAUACAUAUGUAUAUAUAUAUAUGUAUAUAUUUAUAUGUUCAUUUCUUAAUCUUUCCUUACAACCUGGUCCUUUCUGAUAAACCUUUUGGAUUCACAGAGGAUACUAAUUCCAUAAUUCAAAUAAACUCUUACAUAAUAUCUCAUAAUUGGAAAAAAAGUAAUGUUAUCUAAAAGCUUAGACAGGAGCAUGUGAGUGCCCGAAAGAAAGAGAAAGUAUAAAAAUAGAGGGAGGGAUGCUGGAGAGUGAGUAUUGAGUACGAAAAAGAUGAGAAUGAAUAAUAAAGAGAGAGAGAAAGAGAGAGAGAGGAAAUAAAAACAUUUUUUAAAGAAAUCAAGGAAAAGAGUGUCCUGCUAAGUGGACAAAACUGAUCUGAAAAUCUGAAUUUUGUUGUCAAGGAAUGAAUAAAUAAUGAGCAAUGACUAAUUAAUGUCAUUAACUACUGAAGAAAUAGCUAAUAAAUAUAACACAAAUUGUUCAGAAUUUAGGCACAAUCUAACAGUCUUUAAAUAAGGGAUUAGCCUAUAGCAUCGACCCCAGUAACUCGUUGGUUCUAUAUUUUGCCGAUGCUAGAGUCGUGGAAGGACAAGUUGAGUUCGGUGAGAUUUGAACUCAGAACGUAAAGAGCCAUCACUGUUGUGGCUCUGCAUAUGUCACUGACCGUUAACUGUAAUAUUAAGUAGGAUAGAAAAUAUAACUUAUUUACAUACUCGCAUACACACACGUAUAUAUACUGAUAUACACGCAUACACACACAUAUAUAUAUAUAUACAUACACGAACCUUGUUUUUAUAUGCAUAAAUAUAUAUAUAUGUGCGUGUGUGUGAGUGUAAAAGAAUAUGUAUUUAUGCUUGUAUAUAUAUAUAUAUAUAUAUGUAUGUAUGUAUAUACAUACGCGUUAGUAUAUAUAUGAUUAAGUAUAUACCUACAUAAAUAUAUAUAAAUAGAGCAAUAUACACAUUCAUACAGAUAUAUGUAAGUUUAUAUAAAACACACACACGCAUUUUUAUAUACUAAUACUUGUAUAUCUUUAUACGUAUGCAUAUGAGUAUCUAUCUAUCUAUCUAUCUAUCAAUAUAUAUAUAUAUAUAUAUAUAUAUAUAUAUAUACAUACACGUAUAUUUAUUAAGCGAAUUAUUGGUCAGCCUACCACAUACCAAUGAGCACUCACUGAGUACGUCUAUUCUUCUUCCAACUGUGAAAAAUGUCUCAAAUUUUCCAUUUCUUGCAACUCUUUGAAUGAGCAAUGCAGCAGUUAUUAGCGUUUGUCAAGCUCUGUGACCCGAUUAACCAACGUCAGGCCACCAAAAUUUCUCACAUCCCUCACGUGAUGGCAAAAAACGUGAUCUAAAAUACCCGUUGAGUUAUUUUACCCACAAUCUGUUUUCAUUGACACACAUCUAAAGGAGUUUAUGUCCCCAAAAUUCCACACGACGGUCUCUUACGAGAGUAUCAUUCUUUCUUUGUUAUAUCUAUUAUUUGACGAUACCGUUUCCUGUGACAACCCAGUCAUGUCAGACAGGAGAUUAUCUUAAUAAAAUUACAGAAUUAUACGUUA